AUGAUUUGGCAAGGCCCUGCAAUCGCAAUCAUCUUGCAUAUUUUGGUGUAUUUCUUCAAUUUUCUACUUUUAAUAGUACUUAAACGGAGUAAAGUUCUCCACUCAAAAGUCUACAUAUUCAAUAUGAUAAUCUCAGAGGUCGCUAUGAAUCUCACUCAAAAUUUUCUCAUCGAAUUCCCUUAUUUUUUCCCGCAAGACCCGGACUUUUAUUCCCUUUGGCCCGUGAAAGUUGUGGAAAUAAUUAGUCAAAUGUCGUAUCAGUGCAAAUUUUUCAUAGCAAUCUUGAUGGCAGUAAAUAGAUUAUGGAUUGUGAUGAAGCCUAUUGGAAGUGAAGUUUUUAGCUCAAUGUGGCUCAAAGUUUAUAUGGCAGUUGGAUGGAUUGUGCUAUUCUUCCGUCAGCUGAUCAUCAUAGUCCCUGAUGAUUGCUACUUUAAAAUGGAUUUAGAUCAAUUCCAAGUUAUUACAUUCUGUGAAAAUUUGGAAGAUUAUGAAAUCCGAUUAUUGAUUAAUUCUAUAAUCAGCAAAUUCAUUCACAUUUUUCUGCCAUGGACGGCAGUUUUGCUGAAUUUAAUAGUUUUUGUAUUUCUGAAAUUAAGAAAGAAGAAACAUCAAAUGAACCGGAAAAGUUUGGAGAAUUCGUUGUUUAUCAACUCGUUCGUAGUUUCAUUACUUUUGACUACAAACUAUAUUUAUAAUCAUUUUUAUUUGAUGUUUGAACCGACAUUAUCCCAACAAUCUCCUGAAAUUCAAUCAGCAUUUAGCUUUUUUAACUUCUACGGAUGCUCAUUCUUCAAUUUUGUAGUUUAUUUCCUCCUGGACCCUAUUAAUCGGCGGAACGUUAUUAAUAUUUUAACUAGCGAAAAACGGAAAAUUCGAGUGCGAAGUUUGAGAAUCGUGUUCUAA
Molecule: messenger RNA, 903 nt
Organism: Caenorhabditis elegans
Lineage: Eukaryota; Metazoa; Nematoda; Chromadorea; Rhabditida; Rhabditidae
Gene: srxa-16
Product: G-protein coupled receptors family 1 profile domain-containing protein
Exons: 5
Coding region: 1-903 (300 amino acids)
Biological process (GO): signal transduction; G protein-coupled receptor signaling pathway
Cellular component (GO): membrane
Molecular function (GO): G protein-coupled receptor activity
Source: RefSeq, marked reviewed